This is a messenger RNA of Apodemus sylvaticus (European woodmouse), 1857 nucleotides long. It is a transcript of the gene Laptm4b, whose product is annotated as lysosomal protein transmembrane 4 beta. The record is from RefSeq and is a predicted model, not a curated record. The coding region runs from base 200 to 883 and encodes 227 amino acids. Lineage: Eukaryota; Metazoa; Chordata; Mammalia; Rodentia; Muridae. Gene Ontology annotation, cellular component: lysosomal membrane. The transcript is spliced from 7 exons.
UCGCGUCGCUGCGGUCUUCGAGCCCAGUGUCCCGCCGCUGCGGCCACUGGGAGUUCUCGGUGCAGUGCGGAGCCAAGGGUCGGGCGAGCGGUCCGAGCGCCGGAGCGGCUAAGGAGAGGGGCAGGAGCAGCGGGCCGUGCGAGCGGAGCCCCGGACGAAGCGAGCGAAGCUCUCACAAACUUGUACGAGCGCCGGAGCUAUGAAGAUGGUCGCGCCCUGGACCCGGUUCUACUCCCACAGCUGCUGCCUGUGCUGCCAUGUCCGCACCGGCACCAUCCUGCUGGGCGUCUGGUACCUGAUCAUCAAUGCUGUGGUCUUACUGAUCCUGCUGAGUGCCCUGGCAGAUCCCGAUCAGUAUCACUUUUCAGGCUCUGAACUAGGAGCGGAAUUUGAGUUCAUGGACGACGCCAACAUGUGCAUCGCUCUCGCAAUCUCUCUGCUCAUGAUCCUGAUAUGUGCUAUGGCUACUUACGGUGCAUACAAGCAACACGCUGCCUGGAUCAUCCCGUUCUUCUGUUACCAGAUCUUUGAUUUUGCUCUGAAUACUUUGGUUGCAAUCACUGUGCUUGUCUAUCCAAACUCCAUUCAGGAGUACAUCCGACAGCUGCCUCCCAGCUUUCCCUACAGAGAUGAUAUAAUGUCCGUGAAUCCUACCUGUUUGGUCCUUAUUAUUCUUCUGUUUAUCGGCGUUAUUUUGACAUUUAAGGGCUACUUGAUUAGCUGUGUUUGGAGCUGCUAUAGGUACAUCAAUGGCAGGAACUCUUCCGAUGUUCUAGUUUAUGUUACCAGCAACGAUACCACGGUGCUGCUGCCUCCAUACGAUGAUGCCGCUGCUGUGACUGGCACUGCCAAGGAGCCGCCGCCACCUUACGUGUCCGCCUGAAGCUGGUGCCGAGAGCUGAGAGUAGCGGUUUGAGCCCGUAGCUGCAGGAAUGAUUCCGUGACUUCGCGUCCAGGACGAGCUCUUUGAGCCUGCUUGUCGUUAAAAUACCACAGUGUACAAUUUAGAUGUUAAGUUGAAGCCUCUGUUGUUUGACACACACCCUGUAGCCAAAGCACCAAGUGGCGAGGUCGUAGGAUUGUGUUGGUAGGUGUGGGGUACGAAGAGUUCCCAGAGUCUUUUUUAACACUGUAGAUGGCGUUCCCCGGCCUGGUUUAUACCUGCCUGGCCCUGAAGCCGAGUGGGCAGUCGUGCUUUUCCUCAACCCUUACUGUUUUGAAAGUAUAAAAUCAAAAUUAGAUAAUACUUGAAUCAUUCCAUAUCUGUGAUACAAAUUAUAUUAAUUGCUCUAAUUAGGUAGUUAGGAGCCUUUACAUAUGUGAUAUAAGAAUUUCCCUAUUCUCCCCAAAUUCAAUGAUAUUCUGAAUUUGUUGGUCAAGGAUUUUCUUUGGGCUAAAUAAAGACCCCGAGGUACUAGGGAGCAGUGAGGGAGGAGCUGCCCAGACUGCCUGUUGUUCUUGGCUGUGGCUGAUAUGUCUCCCUGGGGGAAAGGGGGACUCGCUUGCUCGGCCCUGGGAGACUCACACUCACUUUUCCUCGGUGUCCUGCACCAGCAAACCUCUUGCUUUGUGGAGCAGAACAACCCAUGUAUGUUUAGGAAAAGGUGUUCACACUCUUUUCUUGCAGGGUACAACCCACUUUGAAUUUCUGAGUAUGCCUAAUCAUUUAUUAAAAUGUCAUGCAGUCUUCAGGGCGAUAAGGAGGAGGCUUACUCCCGUGUGGACUGCUCUAGACUGUCUGGAUUGCGAAAGACAUGUAUGUUCAAGUCUGAGCGCGAGCAGCGCUCCUGCUUGGUCGGUGCUCGGUGUGCUGGACACGAAGGCUUUGCAAUUAAAGUUUGUCUGUAUCCAAGAAAA